GUCCAUUCAGUGCCUGUGCCCCUCCUCCUCUUCCUAUGGAGAGGGUUUCGCUGCACUGCCCGUGUAGUCACCGUCGUCAGAUUCAAAACCAACUUAUGUUAUAGGGGCAUUCCUGCACUUGAGUGGAACUGGGAAUUUAGUGCGUCUGCUAUGUUACCAAAUCUGGACACUGAAUCCAACUUUUUAUACAUACAGCAAUCGGAAUCAAAGCAAAUGUUGCUACAGAAUCCCAAAGUUAAGAUGGAGUUCCCGUUUGAAGCUGCCUAUGAGGAACUGUGUCCGAUUUGUGGGGAUAAAGUUUCGGGAUAUCACUAUGGUCUUCUGACUUGCGAAAGUUGUAAGGGGUUUUUUAAACGCACAGUUCAAAAUAACAAACGCUACACCUGUGUGGAAAACCAGAGCUGUCAAAUCAACAAAACUCAGAGGAAACGGUGCCCUUACUGUCGGUUCCAAAAAUGCUUGACUGUUGGAAUGAAGCUGGAAGCUGUACGAGCAGAUCGCAUGAGAGGUGGUCGGAAUAAGUUUGGGCCCCUGUACAAACAGGACAGGGCGCUGAAACAGCAAAAGAAGGCCCUCAUUCACAGCAAUGGAAUCAAACUGGAUCCUGCCUCCUACAUGCUGCAGAGCUUACCAAAGGACCUCAGCUCCCCCGUCGCCAGCGAGAGCCUCCACUCUCCAUCCAAGUGCCUUUCCUUGAGCUACAACAGCCUGUCAUCAGCAGCAGGAGAUUACGAGAACGGUGCAGCCAGCACUUUGCCAGUCAACGUGCCCUUCGCCCCUGGCGCCAUGCCAGGCUACCACCUGUGCAGCCCCUUCCCGGGCUGUCACGUUAAGUCAGAACACAUGGACCCCAGAUAUGCGGGCUCACCGGAGCCGUUGCUCAGCAGCCCGUACCUAGAGACCUACAGGCCCAGUCAAUCGGCAGCUGUGCCCCAGCUGAUUCAGGAGUUGGUGAAGUGUGAACCAGAUGAGGAACAGGUCCAGGCAAAGAUCUUAAGCUACCUCCAGCAAGAGCAGACUGCGAGGGGGAAGCACGAGAGGCUCAAUACAUUUGGAAUCAUGUGCAAACUGGCUGACCAAACCUUGUUCUCGUUGGUGGAAUGGGCCAGGAGUAGUAUGUACUUCAAGGAGCUGAAGGUAGAUGACCAGAUGAAACUUCUCCAGAACUGCUGGAGCGAACUUCUGGUCAUGGACCACAUCUAUCGGCAAGUGGCCCAUGGGAAGGAGUCAAGUGUCCUCCUGGUGACGGGGCAACAGAUUGAUCUGUCAACCAUCACUUCCCAAUCAGGAGCCAUGCUGAAUAACCUGGUGACCCGCACGCAGGAGCUGGUCACUAAACUUCGCUCUCUGCAGACUGACCGGCAUGAGUUUGUCUGCCUGAAGUUCUUGGUACUCUUCAGCCCUGACGUGAAGAACCUGGAAAACCGGCCCUUUGUCGAGACCAUUCAGGAGAAGGUGAACAGGGCUCUGAUGGACUACACAAUGUGCUUCCCACAGCAAGCUGACCAGUUUGGACAACUACUCCUCAGGCUCCCUGAAAUACGAGCCAUCAGCAUGCAAGCUGAAGAAUACCUCUACCUCAAGCAUUUGAAUGGAGAUGUCCCUUGUAACAAUCUGCUGAUUGAAAUGCUUCACGCUAAGCACGUCUAAUGUGGGAAAACAUGAAUCUUACACAAGAGGGAGCCACUUCCUGAGGAUUUUUUUUCAGAUUCAAGAUCCUCUGAUAGAGGGUGGAGUAUAUCAAAUGAGUUUAGCGCACUUACAACCAGAGAGAAAGGAAAAGCCAAGCUCUCCAAAAAACAUUUUCUUGAAUGGAUUACACUUUCCUCUGGGGCCCAUUUUUCAUUUAACCAAGUGCCCCAGGUGUGACUGAGAAUGGGACACAAUGGAAAAUGUGAUCCACACUUGUUGCACAGUUUCAUGUCCAGUCGAUGUUGUUCAAUCACCUCUCAAAGGAUAUCCAAGUCAAAAGCAAGCUAGUUGCAGCUUUGUAAGUAGCUGGCAGAACGAUGCUGCCUUUGACACACAUAAAGGUGGCAAUAAGCAGAGGUGGAAGAAAUGAGGGGUUAUAAUUCCACAUUUCUGCUUUGUUGCAAUCCCCUUUGUUGCAUCCCAUGAGUAAGGAUGGGGCACAGAAGCAAAUGUGGUGCCGAAGCGACAAAGGUCAGCCCUCGAGCAUCAAAGAUGAUGGCCUGUACGCCAGCCUCCUUCAUCAACAGGGGGUUAAGUCGCCGUUGCUGGCUGCUGCUUGUCAACCCAACAAAACGCCAACUCUUAGACCCGAGACUUUUGUCGUCCCAACCCAGAAAGUACAGCUCUACAUGGAGCAAGCUAAUGGACCAGUCCUGGUCUCAUUCUCAUGGAGCUGCCAGACAUGCUUUGAUGGAGAAGAGUACCGAGCUGAUCAGAUGUCUUGUGGCACUUGCUAUCCCAGGACAGAACGGACUUACAGAGGUGACACUGUGGUGUCUGUCAGAGGUAAUGCUGAAGAAGGAGGAGGAGGAAAUUAUUAGAGUUAUAGAGUCAGACAGCACAGAAACAGACCUUUCAGUCCAACCAGUCCAUGCCAACCAUAAUCCCAAACUAAACUGGUCCCACCUGCCUGUGUAUGGCCCAUAUCCCUCCAAACAUUUCUUAUUCACACACUUAUCUAAAUUUCUUUUAAAUGUUGUAACUGUACCCGCAUCCAUCAAUUCCUCUGACAGUUCAUUCCACAUGGGAACCACCCUUUUAGUUAAAACACAAAACAUCCCAAUGUAUCUGGAAUCCAGUUUGGCCAACAUGAGAUAUGUGACAAAGCAGUAGCUGUAAUGAACACCAUUCAUAGUUGGAGCAAUAUCAGGACAGGAUGACAUAGCAUCUGAUUCCCACCAUUCUUGUACCUAGUCUGAAUUAGACUCCUUUGAGUCUUGCUGUCCAAAGUACAAUAUCAAAAUAAAACAUCAUAAAACUGCGGUCAGUAUGAUGCUAAACUAGUCAGCCCAAGAGAUGUAGGUGCUGUCCAUGACUCACACUGCUGUGUGGUGAGUUGGAGGCAUGAUUUAAAUGUCAGCUUUUAUCGUUCAUCCCUAAUUGCCCCGGAAAAGGGCAGAGUUAUGCUGUCUCCUUGAACCAGUGGGCCACAGGAUGGGCCCCUCAGAGGGCCACAGAGUAAGGAGCUUCAGGAUUUUGAAGGUUGUAAAGAAGGCGUAUGGUGUGUUGGCUCUCACUGGCAGGGGAAUUGAGUUUAAGAGCAGUGAGGUUAUGCUUGCAGCUCUAUAAAACUGGGGUUAGACUUGGAAUAUUGUGUUCAGCUCAGUGGAAGCUUUAGAGAGGGUACAGAAGAGAUUUACCAGGAUGCUGCCUCGACUGGUGGGGCAGGUCUGAUGAGGAAAGGUUGAGGGAGCUAGGACUUUUGUCAUUGGAGCGAAGAAGGAUGAGAGGUGACUUGGUAGAGAUUUACAAGAUGACAAAAGACACAGAUAGAGUGGAUCGUCAGAGGCAUUUUCCGAGGGUGGAAAUGACUAUUAGGAGGGGGUAUAAUUUUAAGGUGAUUGGAGGAAGAUAUAGGGGAAAAGUCAGAGGUAUGUUCUUCACGAAGAGAGUGGUGGGUGUGUAGAAUGUGCUGCCGGCAGUGGUAAUGGAGGCAGAUACUUUAGAGACUUUUAAGCGACUCUUGUAUAGGCACAUGGAGGAUAGUAAAAUGUAAGGUAUGCAGAGUAGAUUGAUCUUAGUUGGAUAAUAGGUCAGCAUAACAUCAUGGGCCGAAGGGCCUCUACUGUGCUAUACUGCUCUAUGUUCUAUGUUCUAUGAGUGGCAAUAUAUUUCCACGUCAGUAUGUUGAGUGGUGUGGAGGGGAACUUGCAGGCUGUAAUGGCCCCAUGAAGCUGCUACCCUUGUCCAUCCAGUCGAUAAGAGUCUUCUCUUACUGUCCCCAGAAGCAUGAUACAAUCAUCCCGUAAAAUAAAGCAAAGAACUGCAGACGCUGGUGAUCCAAAACAAAACUAGAAAUUGCUGGAGAAAUGCAGCAGGCCUGGCGGCAUUGUUGGGAAGAAAGCAGAGUUAACAUUUCGAGCCCGGGAUUCGAAACGUUAACUUUGCGGUCUCUCCACUGAUGCCGCCAGACCUACCGAAUUUAGCCAGCUAUUUCCGUCUUUGUGCGUAAAAACGUGCCUGCAACAAAUCACAAUCAUCGAUUUCAAAGUGUUCGCUGUGUAAGAAGACAACAAGGAUCAAAGCAAACAUUUCCCCUUUUCUUUUGGCCAUACUUUUACAUCUGCACGUAACAAGUCUCUCUCAACUAAACCCAGAUUUACAUUUCUCAUGUUUAAUAAGCCUCAGAAUUUACACCCCUGGCAGCAGCAGCAUUUGGUUUAAAAAUAAACACCAGGUGAGGUCUCCCACUUGGGAUUGAGAUGAGGAGGAACCUCUUCAGUUGGGCAGUGGUGAAUCCUUGGAAUUUUCUACUCCAGAACACUCAGUCGUUGAGAAUGUCCAAGGCAGAGAUUGAUAGAUUUCUAGAUAUUUAAGACAUUAAGAAGAUAUGGUGAUGGUACAGGAAAACGGCAUUGAGUUACAAGAUUAGGCCAGAAAUGAGUAGGAAUUCCCACUCUCUGAGGGUCAUGAAUCUGAAGAAUUCUUUAUUGCAGAGGCCUAUCAAGUUUGGGCCAUUAAGUUUAUUGAAGCCUGAAAUGAAUGGAUUUUUCAUCGCUAAGGGAAUCAAAGAUUAUGGGGGAAAGAAGGAAAGUGGGCUUGAGGAUUGUCAGAUCAGUUCCCCUGUACCUUCCUCCAAUCACCUUAAAAUUAUGCCCCCUCGUAAUAGUCAUUUCUGCCCUGGGAAAAAGUCUCUGACUGUCUACUCUAUGUAUGCCUCUCAUCAUCUCUAUGAAGGGCCUACUUCUGCUCCUGUCUCUUAUGGUCUAAUCAGCACUGACCCAGUUGAAUGGCAGGGCAGGUUCAAGGAGCCAAAUGGCCUCCCCUGCUUCAAUGCCCCAUCCUCUUUUGCUGCUGUUUAGUUUGUCAAUUAAUGCUUUAUCACCCUCAGCCUGCACCUACUAACAUCCAUGAAAUUCUGGGGCCUAAAAAAUACAUUUAGGGCUCAGCGGUUAGCACUGCUACCUCACAGCGCCAGGGACCCAGGUUCAAUCCCACCCUUGGGCGACUGUCUGUGUGGAGUUUGCACAUUAAGACCAUAAGAUAUAGGAGCAGAAAUUCUGCCAUUCAGCCCAUCGAGUCUGCUCCACCAUUCAGUCAUGGUUGAUACAUUUCUCAACCCCACUUUCUCCCCAUUAACCUUGAUCCCCUUGAUAAUCAUUCUCCCCAUGUCUGCGUGGGUCUCCUCCACACAUUCCAAAGAUGUGGAGCUGAGGUGGCUUGGCUAUUGGAAAUUCUCUGUGGCAUCCAGGGAUAUUUGGAUGAGACAUGGGGAAAUGCAAGGGUAGGGGAAUGAGUCAGGGUGAGAUGUUCUUUGGAGGGCUGGUAUGGACUUGUUGGGCUGAAUGGCCUGUUUCCCCACUGUAGGGAUUCCAUGAUUCUAUGAUCGUAGUUGUACAACAAAACAAGGUGCAUCGAAAUUGCUUGCAGCACAACCUGUCCAUCGUUAACUGCCACAAUGGAACAACAGGGAAACUGUUCACGUUCACAUAAAACUGGCAUUGGAAAUUGCCGGCCCAUUUUUACAGAAAAUGGGAAAGUCUUUCCCUAACAAAGUCUUCACACUCAUUGGGAGCAAUGCCACAGGAGGUGGACAUCACAAAGGAUGCCAGGAUACAGCAUUCCGGCCCGGGAUCGCACUUAGUAAGAAUCGAGGUUGGUAAGUGAUGGAAGGGAGCACUGUGCUUUUCUGAUUCACGGGGGAGAGGAUCAUCGAAUCCUUGUAAAACACGUUGAGGCAGCAAGUUCCCCCUCCCCUGCCCUUUUCCCAGUUUGCCUGGCAAUCUCCUCAAUGAUCCAGUGGAUCUCCUUUCAGGGCCAAAACUGAACAUGUCUCCUGCCACCAUCACAGACAUCCAUUCUGGAUCCCGGCCACUCACUGUGCAAAAAAUGUCGUCUGUCAUGUCCCCUCUGGCUUUCUCGCUGCCCACUCUCUACUUCACAACCGCGCCAUCUGUGGGAGCAGUUUCACUCUAUCGAUUGUGGUCCAGAGCUCUCCUGAUUACGGAUGCCCUCCACCAUAUCUUCUCUGGACAUACAAAUGGGACAAGAGUGGGCCGCUUGUUUAACAAAAGAGAUCGAGUUGAUGAGGAUGGUAUUGACUGGGGCCUAGAAGAACGAGGGAGGAAUCUCAUCGAAACCUGUAAAAUUCCGACAGGACUAGACAAGGAUGGAUCCAGGAUGAUUCCGAUGGUGGGGGCGUCUAAAAUCUGAGGCCAUAGUUUAAUGAUAAGGGGUAGUGCUUUUGACAGCGAGAUGAGAAAUUUUCUUCAAACAUAAAGUGGCGAACCUGUGGAAUUCGCUCCCACAAAAAGUGAUUGAGGCCAAAACAUUAUGCGUUUUCAAGAAGGAGUUCUUGUGGCUAAAGGGAUCAAGAGUUAUGGAGGGAGGGCAGGAUUAGGGUAUUGAGCUCGAUGAUCAGUAAUGAUCAUAUUGAAGGGAGGUUGAUGGGUUGAAUGGCCUACUUCUGCUCUAAUGUUUCCAGCCUCCUGGCCUUUGAGCCCAUUCUGCCAUCCAGUGGCUGACCUUAUUUUAACCUCAACUCAACAUUCCUGCACAAUCUCCGAUGAUCAGUCACCCUCUUGGGAAUUAAUACAUUCUCUCUCCGCUCAGGGGCCUGGCCCUAUCGCCAAUCUAUCCCCAUCACUUCUCGAAGCAUCAAUCCCAAUACUGGUUGACAGCCACCACUGGAGGCAGCUCCCCGCCCCUCCCCCCAUGUUUCCUCUAAUGUCCCAGUAAUGUGCCCGAUGCUCGACAGAGACCUACAACCCAGAAAGCGCCCCCCCCACCCAAAGUGCUACCCAGCUCCGAUAAAAAAGCUGGCCUCAGGUCGAGCAACAAUGGAACAACAGAAGGGAAAUGUUAACAAAGUGACCUCCUUUUCUUGCUUUCAGCCCAGUGACUACAGGAAAGCACACAGCUAAUAAAAUUCGAGUUGCAGACAGGAUUAAGCCAGGCACCUUCCAAUGGCUCCACGGUCGAAUAGCAUGCUGCUGCACCACACAGCUGACCAAGGGGCAAAGGGUUCCUGGCAUCUGUAGAGCUUCAUCAGGCGAACAGAGGCAAGCUGCAUGACUGAAGAAGCAAACAUGGUGCUCAGGAGGUGACUGUGUUCAGUUGACGAUAGCUUUCUCUGCGCACUUCCAAGCACGGUAUUUGACUGAAACCGUAUCAGGGCUGUGGAGGAAUAUAGAAUUGAGGUCAAAACCAGAUCAGCCAUGUUCUUAUUGAGGGGAGGAGCAGGUUUGAAGGGCUGAGUGGUCUCUCCUUUUUCCUCUCCUGUAUUUCUUUUAGCUCUACAACACCGGCUGACUAUGGCUGACUCCCUAAGACACUGAGAAGACUUAGGUGGACGAGAAACUUCCUGGCUUUGUGCACAAUGAACCGCAGCUGGAGAGUGAGCCCAGGGAACCUGCUCAGCUCAAUGUCCUCUGUCAGAUCACCUCCUUAGGCUCACUGCAUCAGUCUCCCACCCAGGAGUAAGCUGCUACAGGUCAGCUCAAGAGCUCUGGACUGACCAAUGUCUCACGAGAUGUAUGCAAGGACAGAAUUAAAACCCUGAAUACUUCUGCAGUGUCAGCUGAACAAACAGGUUGUUUCUUAUUCUGAAGCAGAGCUCUCGGGCGCUUGAAGAAGUCUCUCGGCUAGAGUGUCAGUACAGAUGAAAAUCUGACUUGCUCCAAUAAUUUUAUCAAUUUACAAUAAAAUAUUUCCAACUGAAUCCCAAGGCAAACCUGAUCAUUGCAGGAUAUGGCCAUGAUGCAGCCGUUGCAAGAUUGUGACCUGUAAUUCACAUUUGUGUAAAUAAAGCAAAGUUUUACUAUUUUCAACAUGGA
Stegostoma tigrinum is the source of this 7967-nucleotide messenger RNA. RefSeq names its product nuclear receptor subfamily 5 group A member 2-like. Gene Ontology annotation, cellular component: RNA polymerase II transcription regulator complex. Gene Ontology annotation, biological process: regulation of transcription by RNA polymerase II; tissue development; hormone-mediated signaling pathway. The transcript has 7 exons. Bases 151 to 1650 code for a protein of 499 amino acids. NCBI's taxonomy places the organism in Eukaryota, Metazoa, Chordata, Chondrichthyes, Orectolobiformes, Stegostomatidae. Gene Ontology annotation, molecular function: RNA polymerase II cis-regulatory region sequence-specific DNA binding; nuclear receptor activity; zinc ion binding. The record is from RefSeq and is a predicted model, not a curated record.